This is a messenger RNA of Prorocentrum cordatum, 273 nucleotides long. The record is from the annotation of a GenBank genome assembly. NCBI's taxonomy places the organism in Eukaryota, Dinophyceae, Prorocentrales, Prorocentraceae.
AUGCCGUGCUCUGCUGUCUCGCGCUUGGGAGCGGGCUCCGCGGACGCCGUGGCGCGGCAGGAGCCUGGGAUGGUCAUUGCAGCACGGGAGUGCCGCUCUGCGUUGCGGUCGCUCUGCGAGCAAGAGCUCUCCGCCCAGUUCAGCGAGGACCAAUGGGACGGGAUCCUGACGACGGUGAUGCGGGAGGUUGGGGCCGAAGUGCCGAUGGAGAUGUGGAUGGCUCUCGCGAAGCACUGCGCCAGGAUCACUCGCCUUGCUCAGGGACCGCAGUAG